Molecule: messenger RNA, 1314 nt
Organism: Pochonia chlamydosporia 170
Lineage: Eukaryota; Fungi; Ascomycota; Sordariomycetes; Hypocreales; Clavicipitaceae
Product: 60S ribosomal biogenesis protein Nop53
Exons: 2
Coding region: 1-1314 (437 amino acids)
Biological process (GO): rRNA processing; ribosomal large subunit assembly
Cellular component (GO): nucleolus
Molecular function (GO): 5S rRNA binding
Source: RefSeq, a predicted model, not a curated record
AUGCCUGUCGUUAGUUCCCAAUCGAAGGGCUCUGGAGAUGCCCCAAGGCAAUUCAAUCAGCCAUCGAGAAAAGGGAAAAAGGCGUGGCGGAAGAAUGUUGAUGUGACUGACGUCCAACUUGGCCUGGAGGAACUGAAUGAAGAAAUUAUUCGGGGUGGUGUUAUCCGAGAGAAAGACUCUUCAGAGCUCUUUACCAUUGACUUGGCAGGUGACUCCAGAAUCUCGAAACAAUUUCCCAAGCACGUCAAAAAGGGCCUCAAAGCGGAUGAGAUCCUCGCUCAACGAUCUGCAGUUCCGGCUGUCUCCUUGCGAAAGCGACCUGGGGAGAAAACCAGCAACGAAGACCUCUCUACAAAGCGACUGCGCACUGAUUGGGUACCACAUAAGGAAUUACAGCGUCUAAGGCGUGUCGCGGAUGGUCAUCAUGGUGGUACUGUUGAGGCGAAAGAUGCAACGUAUGAUGUUUGGGGAGAUGCGCCCAGCACAAAAACUGACAAUGUCCUCGAUUUCUUGCCAGUUCCGGACUCUGUUAAGCAACCCAAAUCUCUCUCACAAAGGCCGAUUUCCUUGGCCGCCAGUGGUAAGUCGAUUGCCGCCGUUCCAAAGCCAGGCGGAGGAUAUAGCUACAAUCCCUUGUCCACGGAUUAUGAAGCCCGGCUUUCAGAGGAAAGCGCCAAAGUUUUAGAAGCCGAGCGGCGAAAAGUCGAGUUAGAAGAAGUAGAAAGACAAAAACAAGAAGCAGCUGCUCGAUCCGCUGCUGAAGCCGAGGCGGCUGAAGAGCGGGCAAACAUGUCUGAGUGGGAAGACGACUCUGAGUGGGAGGGUUUUCAAAGCGGCGUCGAAGACGAAAAGCCUAACACCAAGCGACCACAGCGCAAGACCCCAGCCCAAAGAAAUCGCAUCAAGCGUCGAAAGGAGGAAGAGAGGCUUGCUAAACACAAAGCUGCUAUGAAGAUAAGGAGGGCACAAGAACAGCGGAUCAAGGAGAUUGCAGCUGAGGUUUUGGAUCGGGAGCAGACCAAAUCCGCCAUAACAGUAGAGGGCUCUAAUGCUGGCAUCGAGCUUGGCGAUGAUAAACUCAGGAGGAGGCAGCUUGGGAAGUUCAAGUUGCCUGAGAAAGACCUCGAGCUGGUCUUGCCGGAUGAACUGGAGGAGUCUCUACGGCUGUUGAAACCUGAGGGAAAUCUCUUGAAGGAUCGAUAUCGAAGUAUGCUUGUUCGAGGGAGAAUCGAGAGCAGAAGACACAUUCCAUUCAAGAAACAAGGCAAGAGAAAGGUCACAGAAAAAUGGAGUCACAAAGAUUUUGUCUUGUAA